CUGGCUUUUAACCCUCACGCUCAUGGAAGUGGGCGAAAUGGAUAUAGCAAGGGGGACGCAGAAGCCAGAGCACCGCUAGGACUGUCGCUGAAACUAGGGCUGCUUACAGAGAGCGCGUGGACUCUAUUCCAGUCCGGGGUCCGCCAGCGCCGCGGGAGGGCGGGGGUGCGCCGAAGGGAGCGAAGUCUCGCGAGAUCCCGCGCGGCGGCGGUGGCGACGGCGGCGACGGCAGCAGCGGCAGCAGCGGCCGGAGAGUUAUUGGAGAAAGGGGGGCAGAAACUGACUUGAGCAAGUUUUCUUAGGAGAAAGUUUCCUUCUUUUGUAACAUAUGGAAAAAUCAGGCCCGGUGGCUGCUGACACUCAUUGGUUAAUCUCUGGUGGGAGACAAGGUUCAAAAUAAAGGUGCUAAUAAAGAGAAUGUAAGACAAGAAAAUAAUUAAAUAUUUGACCGAGAGAGGGGAAGGGAAGAAGAAAGAGAGGGAGAAAAACAUCAGUGUGUGGUUGCCCCUCAUGUGUCCCCAACUGGGGACCUGGUCCACAACCCAGACUCUUCAACAGACCACGUUUAAGAGUUGUCUCGUACUCCCUCUUGUCAGUGGCUGGAGCACAAUGGAUCACACAGGGACACUAGACACCGAGGAUGAAUUGGGACCUUUAGCCCAUCUCGCUCCAAGUCCUCAAAGUGAAGCUGUUGCUCACGAAUUCCAGGAACUUUCUUUGCAGUCCAGUCAGUACUUGCCCCCUCUGAAUGAAAGGAAGAAUGUGCUCCAGCUGAGGCUGCAACAGAGGAGAACGAGAGAACAGCUAGUGGACCAGGGCAUCAUGCCACCUUUGAAGAGCCCAGCGGCAUUCCAUGAGCAAAUAAAAAGCUUGGAACGAGCCAGAACUGAAAACUUUUUAAAGCACAAGAUUCGGAGCCGACCAGAUCGUUCUGAACUUGUCAGGAUGCACAUUUUAGAAGAAACAUUUGCAGAGCCAUCCCUCCAGGCCACUCAGAUGAAGUUGAAAAGAGCUCGCCUAGCUGAUGAUCUGAAUGAAAAGAUUGCUCAGAGACCUGGUCCUAUGGAGCUGGUAGAGAAAAACAUCCUGCCUGUAGACUCCAGUGUUAAGGAAGCAAUUAUAGGCGUUGGGAAGGAGGACUAUCCCCAAACUCAGGGCGAUUUCUCAUUUGAUGAAGACAGCAGUGAUGCUUUGUCUCCAGACCAGCCAGCCAGCCAGGAGUCGCAGGGGUCAGCUGCAUCCCCCAGUGAGCCAAAAGUUAGUGAAUCACCGUCUUCUGCGACUACCAGCACUCCAGCCCAGUUUACUUCAGUGUCCCCAGUAGUUCCUGAAUUCUUGAAAACUCCUGCUACUACGGAUCAGCCCCCCACAAGGUCCACAGCUCCUGUGCUCCCCACAAACACUGUGUCCUCAACAAAGCCUGGGCCAGCACUGGUGAAGCAAAGCCAUCCUAAGAAUCCGAAUGACAAACACCGUAGCAAAAAAUGUAAAGACCCUAAACCACGGGUAAAGAAGCUGAAGUACCACCAGUACAUUCCACCAGACCAGAAAGGUGAAAAGAGCGAGCCGCAGCUGGACUCCAACUACGCCCGCCUGCUCCAGCAGCAGCAGCUGUUCCUGCAGCUACAGAUCCUGAGCCAACAGCAGCAACACUACAACUACCAGACCAUCCUGCCUGCACCACUCAAGCCUCUCAAUGACAAAAAUAACAACAGUGGGAAUUCAGCUUUGAACAAUACCAUACCUAACACAGCAAGACAGAAUAUGCCUGCUCCCAUGAGAAAGCCAGGACCUCUGCCUUCCAGCCUGGACGACUUAAAGGUAUCAGAACUGAAGACAGAACUGAAGUUAAGGGGUCUUCCAGUGUCAGGCACCAAACCGAACCUUAUCGAACGCCUGAAACCCUACCAAGAGAUGAACAGCAAUGGCGUUGCUGCUGAUGGCAUUGUGGCAGUGUCAACAUCUGCCAUCGUCACCAGUAACCCAGAAAUCACCAUGGCGCUGCCAGUAACCACACUACAAAACUGUGUGACUAGCUCAGGCUCCACCUUCAAGGCAGAACUGCCAUCUGCUGGAAGCAGUAAUGUAGCCCAUGUGGAAACUGUUAACUCUCCUCUGCCGAUCUCACCAUCUCCUUCCGAACAGUCCAGUCUCAGCACCGAGGACACAAACAUGGCAGACACAUUUACUGAGAUUAUGACCAUGAUGUCUCCUUCACAGUUCUUGUGUUCAUCCCCUUUGAGAGUAACAGGUAAUGAAGACAGCCUAAGUCCCACCAGCAGCACUCUGUCCAGUCUGGAGCUGGAUGCAGCUGAGAAGGAUCGCAAGCUUCAGGAGAAAGAGAAGCAGAUUGAAGAGCUAAAGAGGAAACUGGAACAAGAGCAGAAGCUCGUGGAAGUUCUGAAAAUGCAACUUGAGGUUGAAAAACGAGGGCAACAGCAGCAGCAGCAGCAGCGGCGGCCACUGGAACCCCAGGCCGGUGCCCCAGCUAAUUCUGUCAGCCAGUUAGAGCAGAAGCAUGGCAGUGUCAGUUCCUCCAUUAAAGAUGAGACCUCACUCACUGACUGCUCCAGCCCCAGGCAGCCUGUCCCGGGAGCCAGCCAUUCUGUAGGCCAGCCUGUCUCUACAGGUGGCCAGACCUUUGUUGCCAAAAAGGCUGUGGUGAUCAAGCAAGAGGUGCCUGUGGCCCAGGCAGAGCAGCAGAGCAUCGUCCCACAGUUCUACGUGAGUUCCCAGGGACAGGCGCCGCCUGCUGUUGUCGCUCAGCCUCAGGCUCUGCUGACCACGCAGACUGCUCAGCUGCUGCUCCCAGUGUCCAUCCAGGGCUCCAGUGUCACCUCAGUGCAGCUCCCCGUGGGCAGCCUCAAACUCCAGACUCCACCACAAGCAGGAAUCCAGACUCAGCCUCAGAUAGCAGCUACCGCCUUGUCCUCAGGCUUGGUCCAGACCGUACCUCAGAAACCAGACACGUUCACACAACAUGUGCUCAGUCAGCCACAGCAAGUCAGAAAGGCUUUCACCAGCUCAGCAUCCAAUACAGUCCUUUCAUAUCAGAGACCACCCGCCCCAGCAGUCCAGCAGCCCUUUAUUAACAAGACACCCAGCAGUGUUCUCCAGUCCAGAAGUGUACCCCUCCCAUCCCUGCAAAACGGACCCAGCCCUCCCAGUAAGCCGAGUUCGCCCCCUCCCACCCAGCAGUUUGUCGUGCAGCACUCUCUGUUUGGGAGCCCAGUACCCAAGACGAAAGACCCUCCCCGCUAUGAGGAGGCCAUCAAGCAGACACGCAGCACCCAGUCCUCUCUCCCAGAGAUCUCCCACACGCACAGUCAGCAAAUGGAUGACCUCUUCGACGUCCUCAUCAAGAGUGGAGAGAUUUCCCUCCCUAUAAAGGAAGAGCCUUCUCCCAUUUCCAAAAUGAGACCAGUGACAGCCAGCAUCACCACAAUGCCAGUCAACACAGUGGUGUCCCGGCCACCACCCCAGGUCCAAAUGGCACCACCUGUAUCCUUAGAACCUAUGAGCAGUUUAUCUGCCAGCUUAGAGAACCAACUGGAAGCUUUCUUGGAUGGGACUUUACCUUCAGCCAAUGACGUUACUCCACUGCAAAGCAGCAGCGAAGACAGAGAGCCCUUCUCUCUGAUCGAGGACCUCCAGAACGACCUGCUGAGUCACGCGGGCGUGCUGGACCAUUCACACUCACCCAUGGAGACUGCCGAGGCCCAGUUUGCCGCAAGCACGCCCUGUCUGUCCCUUGACCUCUCUGACUCAAACUUGGACAACAUGGAGUGGUUAGACAUUACUAUGCCUAACACGUCGUCAGGACUCACGCCUCUCAGCGCCACUGCCCCCAAUAUGUUCUCUGCUGACUUUCUGGAUCCACAAGACCUGCCGUUGCCAUGGGACUAACAUCACAGGCUUCUCGUCUCAGAGUUCAUGAGUUUUAAGAAGAUGAAGAUGAGUCAAAGGUCAGUUUUUAGAGACAGGUCCAUAGUUGCAUCAUUGCAAAUGGAUAGAAGGUCACAGCCUGGAAACCAAGUUUAAGAACAUUUCAUUGCAUCCAGCAGUGAAUGUCUGCAGUUUAAUACAGCACAGGGCCUUCUGAAACAUCUCUAGUCAAAGAAGACUCAUCUGUUUCUUCAAACUUCACUAAGGAAGGAAGAGUUCUUUAGAUAAAAAGAGAGAGAGUAAUGUGCAGGAUAAUGACAUGAGGAUUCGCUGGUAACCAACUACAUUUAAACCUCUGUGGUCACUUCCGGGCCCUUAAUAAAAAGCAUGCAGCUCCACUCAAAAAAGAAAGAACGCCGGGGUGAGGGAGGCGAGAGGUCACUGCACGUGUGUUUCUGGAAACAGCCCUCGCCCCACCCAGGAUGCCGCAGGGAUCAAAGGCAGCGGACGGCACCAGCUGAAGACUUUUAGUUCAUUCAGAAACCAAUGUAAUUUUUUUUGCAUUGAGUUUAUUUUGUGAUAUUUGGAAUCUUACUUUAGAUUUCCAAAUUUAAAUUUAAAUGGAAGUGUUUUCACCAUAACCUGACAGGGUAUACAAAAUACUGUCAUAAAUGAUCCCCUGUAAAAAGUCCAAGUCUAUUGAUAACACUGAAACUUCUGUUUAGCAACUCUCUGCGCUGAUUAAUGUAUAAAUUAGACGCGUCUGUGCACAUGCUACAUUAGGAUUUGUACAGCCUACUUUGGGGUGAAAAAUUGAGUAUCCGGUGGCCCUGCUUGUUUUAAUAACUCAAAUAUUUCUAGAGUACUUGAGCCAGUGUAUUUCUGUAUUUUAAGAACUAAUUUUCAGGUAACCAGACCCAUCUCAAAGAACCAAGAAAAAGCUGUAAGUGUAAAAUAUCUUUCUGAGCUGGUGAGUUGCAAAGCGAAGGCAAGGUCUGUCCUUCCCAGGAAAUUCCCACGACGGCUCCAGGCUAAGCUGUCGCCAGGUCAGCCUCUGGACUGCGGCUCCCGCCGCCUCUCCUCUCGCUUAUCCUGGUCCUCACUUCACAGGUUGGCACUGGGUGUUGUACCUGAGCUCUCACCACACUGUCAAGCUGACGACUGAAAAACUGGAGGUUUUAUUAGUUUUUUAUAUAGAGAGAAAGUUAUCAUAUUUGUUGAGUAGUUUAAAAAUUUUCUGAAAUGCCAACAGUCACAGGAUUUCCAAAAUGAUUUCAGAAUAGUUGAAGUACGUGACAUGUAUAUAACUUAAAAAAAAAAAAAAACAGAAGUCUACCAAAAAGCGUGGAGGUUUUUAUUCACUAUUACCCCGCCCUCCACUCCCCUGUGUGAGCCCCAGAGCCAGGCGGCCUUUCUCCAGGUCACCAAGCGGGGACUGCUGCCACGGUGGCACGCGGAGGCAGCCUGACCCGCUGUUUGAAAAGAAUUUGAGUCUUUUCUGGGUUCGCAUUUUGCCUAAAAGCUGAUCUUAUUUCAAAUUUGUGUUUCAGUUUGUAAAUUUCACUACGUGUCAGAAAAGUCCGUUUUUCCAGAAUUCAGUCGCCCAGAACACUGGAGCCCUCUGUUAACUUACACUUCCCACCUUGAAAGCGCUUCUGAACGGUUCCAGGCAGAGGCGGUGCUGCUCAGUGUGGUCUGCGGUGAGUAGCUGCAUCGUUCAGAAAUUGGUGACCCAGCAUGGCAUCCGGACACUGCCCUGUGACCAAGCCCAGCAUGUGCGUCCUCAAGUCAUUCAUUUCCUUUCAGAAGGGCCUGUCUCCCAGGGCAGGGCUAGUGACUUAGAAAGGUAAUUUCUUAGGGCAGGUCUUAGCAUUGGAUUUUUGUCUGUAGCUAACCUGGUCCAUACUUGGACUCUAAGCAUCACCUUGAUUCAGAUUUAAGUGGCCUAUUAAAUUAGAGCCAAAUAUCAGUGGGACUGUAGGAGGCAACCGAACAGCUAGUGCUAUUGACUAUUGGUGAAUUAACUUUCUGUUUCCAUCUUUUCAAAUUGUGUACAUAGGUCAUUUCCUAGCCCUCAGGUCCCCUUAUUGCUUCUUUAAAAUAGGGUUUGAAACAUGCCACCAGAAGGCUGCUCUCCAAAAACACACACUGCAGCGCAAAGAAUGCUGUCUCAUCAGCCUGCUUGCUUUUUUUCAUUAUGUUGCUAAUGUGCCCACUUUACAUGUGUGUUCAAACCUUUCUGUACCAGCAUCUCCUUUACAAGGAAGGCAGGCAAGGAGUCUCUAAUUAGGAAGUCUACCAGCUGCCGACUCCCACCAUUCCGCUGGGCCCUCCUGGCCUGGCCUGAGCAGCAAGCUGGGCACCUGUGCUGCUCUCCAGGGUCCCAGCUACACGUUCCAGGUUAGAAUGAGGACACAGACCAUGGGCAACAUGUGACGUGACCAAAGAUGACACUCUGCAACCAAGGCUCCUUUGACCUAACUCUGCGCUUAAAGGUCAAUGUGAUGGGAAAGGUGUGUGUUUACUAGAAGAGGACAGUUUUUACUGUUUGAGGUGGGUUUCACAGCCAUGAAAGCCAGGGUCAGAACAGCUGGCUGGGUUUUCAGUGCGCGUGUGUGCAGUUUAGAGGUGGCAGUGCUGUGUAUCAUCUUGCAGAAGAUCCUACUGCCAAGAAAACAAUCCCUAGAAACAUACUAUCUCACAUGCAGUCUUAUUUCCCUAAAUAUUCCUGAAACACAGUAGUAUCAAGCUUACCUUUCUAGUGCACAUAGGUAUCAGGUCGUGUCGUUGGGGUGGGACACACAGAAAGUUACACCAAAGCUUCUACCUAGUCUUAGGAAGUCUAAGGGUAUGUGGUCAUCUUGUACAUUUCAGCAAAGCAUGUACUAGAAAACUUUGGGGACAGUGUUAGUGGUUCAUGUCCUAGUGUUUUUCCUGAAAUGUGCAAUCUACUGUAUAGUAUUCACCACAUAUUUGUACAUAGAUGUAUUCUGAAUUCGUGGAAUUUCUUGUUUAGACACUAUUUGUUUUAUAUGAAUAUUUUUAUAAUACUAAAGAGAUCUUAUUUAAAUUUCCUUUUUAAAAACUGCACAGUUCUGUGACCUGUGUAACUGACACUCCUGUGAGGGCAGUUUAAGAACGGGCAGAGGCAGUCUGGCGCCGUCUCCGAACUGCCGCCUGCUGCGGGCAGAGUCACGGUCACAGGAUAGGUCUCCCAGGCUGUGCAGUCAGCGGACACUGAGAGCCAUAUCAGGAGCAUUACUCAUUUUGUCACCAAAGCUGACUCAGGCUCCCCCUACCCUCGACCCCAGAUCAUUCCAGGCCACAUAGCUUUCUUCAGAGUCCUUGCAGAACUACCAGGCUGAAUCCAGCCACAACAGUUGACUAAGCAGCUGUCCCGUGCACACCACACGAGCGGUCUCUGUGGGCCACCUGGUGCAGGCCGCUGUUGGUGAGCUGGGGACUUUCAGAGACUUCAGGGCAAAGAGUUAUUACUAGGUGUCUACCAGCAGAGCAGCACAGGCCCCGUUACCCCCACUCACAAAUAACCCUCCGUUUUGCUGUCCAUCACUGCAAACAUGAACCCUGGCUAUGGGCAAUGGAGCAGAAUACCAGACUGUCCAUGGCCCUGGCACCACAAAAUGAGCCCAAAUUAUCAAAAAACAUCAACUGGAAGAUCAGGCUUAUCAAGGAACACAGCGUACAAGUGCAGGCGUGUAUUUGGAGAGCAUCCUCACUGCAUUUCAGCUCAUCUUUUAAGUGGCUUCCGUAAAAACUGGAAAAUAAUUCAGAUGCAGUGAUGCCUUUUCAAACUUUUGAUACCUUGCUCAAUGACCUUCCCAGGCUGCGCACUGAUGUGAAGUGACUGUCUGCAUGGCAGUGCGUGUCUCCCCCGCUCACCCCUUCUUUCAGUGUUGGAGGGAAGUGCAUCGUUGCCGAGGGUUUCUACCGGGAAUCUCAUCUGAGGCCUAUAAUGCAAAAAGCUGCACAUGUUUACAAAAGCGCUCUGAUCCUCCACACAAACACAUUGCUCUGUGAAUGGUUACUGAAAAAAUACCACAAUUCUGUGACCACAGGAUGGCAAUCUCAGAUCUACAAGGUGCUGUCUGGAAUCAGAUAAAACACGUCACCGGUGACGGCGACGCCGCUGUUGUGUGUAACAGAGCUUUGUGCCAACUGCUCAGAUAAAGCUUUCACCAAGCUCGUAGGCUCACCGAGGCUCAUAGCGAUUACCUCUCUACAUUGUGCUGUAAGAACACUUGCUGAUUGGGUAGGAGGAAGAAGCAUUUAGGAAAGGGUUUAGUAUCUACCAAAAGUACUUAACCUCAAGUAACCAGUAGUAAUGCACACUUGCUUUAAAGGAACCAAAGGCAUUGCCAAGUAUUUGCCAAAAAGAGGCACUUUUUAUUUAAAAUUUGAGACUAAUGAGAUCUCAAAAAUCAGUCCCAAAAAGGUAUUAUCCAUUUAAGGUUAUAGUUUUCACAAAGGUGUAGAUAUUUCUGUAUUGUUUUCAUGUAAAAUAGUAGAGAUUUGUUUUGUUGGUUUAGGAAUAGUACACAUUUAGUAGUAGUACAAAGUUUUUUCCUUUCUACGUACAAAUUAGUUUUCUUGCUUGCAAUAGAAGUGCAACGUGAUAGGUGUUUCUCUUCUUAUUUUCAUUGUCACAUUAUGUCUUAGCAUCUCACUUUAUGAAAAAGAGGAGAAAGAUACCAGUCUACAGAGCCCUGCUUAUUCAAGCACUCGUUUAAGAAACAAAAAAAUUAUGGCAAUCGGGGGUCCAUUCAUGUAUUGCCUUUAUGUUGUUUUUUAAAAGAAAAACCGUGAUGCCUUUGUAUUUGCUGUUUGCACCCCUGAAAUCAAUUCCAUAUCAUGUUUGAAUGCCAUAUGUUUUGCACAUGUACUGUACAUAGGUAACGCAUACUGUAUUUUUAUAUGUGUGCACAUUUAUCAUUGGAUCUUUUGUACAUAGUGGCAGUAUUGUAGCGGACCGGAAAAUGUUUGAUAUCUCAGCAAUUUUGCAUUUUUGUGUCUCAAAUAAAAGGCAUUUUGAUGUAC
Molecule: messenger RNA, 8940 nt
Organism: Artibeus jamaicensis (Jamaican fruit-eating bat)
Lineage: Eukaryota; Metazoa; Chordata; Mammalia; Chiroptera; Phyllostomidae
Gene: MRTFB
Product: myocardin related transcription factor B
Exons: 19
Coding region: 511-3906 (1131 amino acids)
Biological process (GO): smooth muscle cell differentiation
Source: RefSeq, a predicted model, not a curated record